This is a messenger RNA of Podospora anserina S mat+, 522 nucleotides long. RefSeq lists its product as uncharacterized. The transcript is spliced from 3 exons. Bases 1 to 522 code for a protein of 173 amino acids. Gene Ontology annotation, biological process: proton motive force-driven ATP synthesis. The record is from RefSeq and is a predicted model, not a curated record. Gene Ontology annotation, molecular function: proton transmembrane transporter activity. Lineage: Eukaryota; Fungi; Ascomycota; Sordariomycetes; Sordariales; Podosporaceae.
AUGGCCGCACGCAGCGCAGCUCUCAAGGUCGACUGGGCCAAGAUCACCACCUCGCUCGGCCUUCGCGGCCAGACGGUCGCCGGCCUCCAGGCCUUCAAGAAGCGCAACGACGACGUCCGCCGCAAGGUCCAGCAGCUUUCCGAGCUCCCCACCACCGUCGACUUUGCCCACUACCGCUCCGUCCUCAAGAACCAGGCCGUCGUCGACGAGAUCGAGAAGCGCUUCACGGCCUUCAAGCCCGCCACCUAUGACGUCUCCCGCCAGCUCAAGGCGAUCGAUGUGUUCGAGGCCGAGGCCGUCAAGAAUGCCGAGGCGACCAAGCAGAAGGUCGACUUGGAGCUGAAGGACCUGGAGAAGACGCUGGCCAACAUUGAGAGCGCCAGGCCGUUUGAGGAGCUUACUGUUGAUGAGGUUGCUGCUGCUGAGCCGAGCAUUGAUGAGAAGACUGCCAAGUUGGUCAGCAAGGGCCGCUGGUCUGUGCCUGGGUACAAGGAGAAAUUCGGCGAUCUUUCCGUCCUUUAA